AGUAUAAUGUCUUUAUUUAAAAAGUAUAGUGUGCAGUCUACUGCUCCUUAUACCCUGUGGCUGUUGAAUGGCACUGGGAUAACUCUUCAUAAGCCAGUAAUUCUGAAGACCUGUAAAAAAUGUCUAAUUAGCUGGUAAAUGAAUGUCCAGGCUCCCUAUAACAGGACCUGCGUGCUACCGCACACUGGCUCACAUCAAAUUAAAAUGAACAAGAUAUGCAAAAUCCACGGCCUACACUGUCCAGUAAGGCCAGAGAAAUGAUUUACUUUUGGUGUUACUUGGCAGUGUGCAGAAGAUGUCAUCAGCAAAACCGCCGCCAGGAUUCCACAGAAAAACCGCGAUUUUCUGAAAAGUGUUUGUAUAAAUUUGUUGACGGCGACAUGUCGUAAAGACAACAAAAACGAACAAUCACCAACGGUUUAACCUCAGCGUGAAAUAUACACAUAGCUAAGCUGUCCGCGAGACGUUCGUAAACUUCAACAAUCACAUUAAACAGACUCCGCCUCCUCUUGCGGCACCACAUCGUUUUGUGCCGCAGGCCUCCCGUUCCCACGGAUAUGCGUAUAGUUCUGAUAAGAGGCCUGAGCUCUGCUCUUCCAGUUACAAUCCGAAAUUUAAUUAGAACAAAAGUAUUUGGAACAAGAAAUACUUCAGGAAUUGCAGAAGGGUAUAAACAGGCUAAUAUUGUGAUCCUGCACAAGUCAUUCGCUGAUGAUUUCGAAAAAUUCUGCCAUGCAAACAGUGGACCUUUACCAUUACUGUACAGGAGCAAAACCGGGGAAUGGAGGUGUCCUCCGCUGGCUACAGAUGCUGACAUCAGGACUGACUGUCCCCUGUAUAACAAGUAUGAGUAUGGAGAAGUUACUGGCACUCUGAGCAGCCUGAUGGACUAUACUGAACAACUCCAGGAGAUGGUCACUUUCUACUUGGGCUGUAGCUUUUCUUUUGAAGAAGCAGUUUUAAAAGCUGCAAUUCCAAUAAGAAAUGUGGAACAGAGGCACAAUAUCAGCAUGUUUAAGACCCAAGUACCAUGUUUCCCAUCUGGCAAUUUUAAGUGCAAUUUAGUGGUAACUAUGAGGCCUAUCCCAGAAGAUAAACUGAAUGCUGUUUCACAAGUCACACACCGACUGCAAGAUGCCCAUGGAGCACCGAUCCAUAUAGGUGAUCCAGGGCUUUUAGGAAUUGGAAACCUGUCCAGACCAGAUUACGGAGAUCCAGUUCAGCCUCAGCCAGGAGACGUACCCGUGUUUUGGGCUUGUGGCGUAACUGGACUGGAAGCUGUCCGCAGUGCUAAGACUGCUACCCUGGCUUUUACCCAUUCACCAGGUUGCAUGUUUGUUACCGAUCUUACAAGUGAGAAAACAGAAGGCAAGCUUGCAGUGCACCCUUCAGAAAUACCACAUGUGUUUUGUAUUUCCAAGAAUCCUUUGCAUUAUAGCAUUGCCUCAGCUGAAGCCAUUGAAAGAAUUCGAGGAUUAGAAAGAUUGAUUGGUAUUGAUCCAGGUGAGAGAGGCAUCAAACACCUGCUGCUUCAGGAUGAACUUGUGAAGGCGGCAUUGUCUUUGUCACAUGCUAAGUCGGUGCUUAUAACGACUGGAUUUCCAACCCACUAUGAGCACAACCCACCUGAGGAAAAUGAUGGGCCACCAGGAGCCAUUGCAAUGGCAGCCAUGCUUCAGGCUUUGAAUAAAGAGGUUGCCAUAGUAACUGAUCAGCGAGCCAUUGCCUUGUAUGAGAAGAUCAUCAACGAUGCGUUUCAGGAAGGUAUCCUGAAGACGCGUAUCCGUCUUGUUGCUUAUAAGAAGGCAGGACUCAAUGCAGCACUGAUGUUCCUGUGUCAUGAUGGCGACACUCAUAAACCCAGAUUUGAUCACUUGGUUGCCAUAGAACGUGCAGGUAUGGCUGCUGAUGGUAAUUACUAUAAUGCUAGAAAAAUAAAUAUUAAGCACCUGGUUGACCCCAUUGAUGACCUCUUCUUAGCUGCACAAACAAUUCCUGGAAUUACUACUACAGGUAUUGGUGAUGGAGGAAAUGAACUGGGAAUGGGUAAAGUGAAAGAAGCAGUUAAAAAACAUAUUAAGAAUGGCAGUACCAUUGCUUGCGAUGUCGCCGCUGAUUUUGCUGUUAUUGCUGGUGUCUCUAACUGGGGAGGUUAUGCUGUUUCCUGUGCCUUGUAUAUUCUCAGUUCUUGUGAAAUACAUGACCGUUACCUGAGGAAAGCAGUUGGGUUCCCUAGGAAAACAGAGAAAGAUGACUGGAAUGCUGCUCUGCCUUCUGUUCAUAAGGAGGAGAAGAUGCUGGAGAUCCAUGUGAAGCACAAGAUACGGAGUGGGAAGACUGCGACUCUAGGCAUGGAGGUUGAUGGGCUGCCAUUUUAUGAUGUUCAUUCUACUAUGAUCCAGCAGUUGCUUGAAGAAUCUCUUAGAAAACCCUCAUCGUGAUCGUCUGAAGAGCAAUUUUCAAUUGUGUCUGUUUGAUGUAAAACAUUAAGAUGAUUAUAUAGCAUAAUGAUUUAUUAGUUCAGAAAGGAUGCUGUAUUUCUUUGUGAAUACUUUCAAGGUUUACUAAUGCUGCAUGCUCUUGUCAUUUCUGUUAUUAAUAUGUAUUUACAGUAUUCUGUGUUCCUAUAGCAUUUAAAUAGUAUAAGGUGAAGUAAAUGCUCACGUGUAACAUUUAUCUGAGCCAGUCAGCACUUCCCGUAAUGUGAGAUGUUAAGACUAUGACUGAGCUGAUACUAUUUCUGUCUUUUACUGUCGAGUUUGUUGAUAAUGCAGUCUGCAAGAGCAGCAUGUUUACAGUUGCACAGGGGUCUACCUGCUGAGACUUGAUCUCACACACAGGGGGUCUACCUGCUGAGACUUGAUCUCACACACGGGGGUCUACCUGCUGAGACUUGAUCUCACACACACAGGGGGUCUACCUGCUGAGACUUGAUCUCACACACGGGGGUCUACCUGCUGAGACUUGAUCUCACACACAGGGGGUCUACCUGCUGAGACUUGAUCUCACACAGGGGUCUACCUGCUGAGACUUGAUCUCACAUAGGGGUCUACAUGCUGGGACUUGAUCUCACACAGGGGUCUACAUGAUGGGACUUGAUCUCACAUAGGGGUCUACAUGCUGGGACUUGAUCUCACACAGGGGUCUAAAUUAUGGGACUUGAUCUCACAUGGGGGUCUAUCUGCUGAGACUUGAUCUCACACACAGGGGUCUACCUGCUGAGACUUGAUCUCACAUGGGGGUCUACAUGCUGGGACUUGAUCUCACAUGGGGGUCUACCUGCUGGGACUCGAUCUCACACGGGGGUGUACAUGCUGGGACUUGAUCUCACAUGGGGGUCUACAUGCUGGGACUUGAUCUCACAUGGGAGUCUACCUGCUGAGACUUGAUCUCACAUGGGGGUCUACAUGCUGGGACUUGAUCUCACAUGGGGUCUACCUGCUGGGACAAAAUCUCACACGGGGGUGUACAUGCUGGGACUUGAUCUCACAUGGGGGUCUACAUGCUGGGACUUGAUCUCACGUGGGAGUCUACCUGCUGAGACUUGAUCUCACACGGGGGUCUACAUGCUGGGACUUGAUCUCACAUGGGGGUCUACCUGCUGAGACUUGAUCUCCUUCUGCCAGCAUUAUAAGGUUGCUGCAGCUAAAUAAUUCUUAUUCCCUGCAUGCAGCAGCCUCAGAGCAGAUAUAUAAUUCAGGGAAGAGAACGGGUGAUUUUAUCUAUUUUUAUUUUGCUGUUAUUGCAGUGUUUAUGUUGGUUUUACACUCUUAGCAGUUUCUGAUGAAUUUAGUUUCACUCAGCAUUAUGGCUUUAUUGGAUUGACUGUUCAAUCCACAGUGAGUAAUUUAUAUAUGCGUGGGUGUGUGUAUAUAUAUUUUGCCCUCUCACAUGCCAAAUCUUCAGAGGAAGCUUCCUUUGGCCUAUUCACCUGGGUUACUGAGCAUGCUUACUCCAGUGCUAGUUGGUUCUCUCCAGGGUCUGGCAUUCUUGAGCCUUUACCAAGCACUCAUUGUAGGAAUGUGCCACUGCCCAAUGCUAGUCCUUCCCCUUACCAUUGAAAUGAUUCCACGGUCACUAGAUUCCUUGUCAGGUCCAUCACAUGCAGCAACUUUUCUGUAUCACAUAAGGGAAUCAUGUUGCCAAAUGCUAUCACUAUUUCACGUCAGCUACCUGCCGAAGGUAACAGCUGAAGGUAGAGACCAUCAGUGCCACUGAUUGCCUUCCCACUGGUGAGUUAAUCAGAACUGCUAAAUGUAGCUGUAGUACAACCUGCUCCUUCAUCAAACUCCUUAGCAUCUAGGGAGACGUUGUUCAUAAGCUUGAGAUCUUCUGGCAUCAGGGAAGUCUAGCAGGGAAGCACCAUCCAAGAACCCAGUUUUGAAGUGAGACCUAGAUUUCAUUUUCUCAUGUUCUUCUUUCUCUGGCGGUGCAUUUGGAGAAGUUCUUACUGUAGAGACUAGGAAGCCUUGAUUCCUGUUGUUGUUGUUGUUGUUGUGUCUUUCGGCUUUUCCCAGUUAGGGGUUGCCACAGCGGAACUCCGGUCCGCU
This is a messenger RNA of Protopterus annectens (West African lungfish), 4550 nucleotides long. It is a transcript of the gene DGLUCY, whose product is annotated as D-glutamate cyclase. NCBI's taxonomy places the organism in Eukaryota, Metazoa, Chordata, Ceratodontiformes, Protopteridae. The transcript has 13 exons. Gene Ontology annotation, biological process: glutamate metabolic process. Gene Ontology annotation, molecular function: D-glutamate cyclase activity. The coding region runs from base 558 to 2441 and encodes 627 amino acids. The record is from RefSeq and is a predicted model, not a curated record.